AAACCAGACCAGAUCCUCCUUGCUCAAACGCCACUUAUCUCGACAGACUAGACCGGACUCUACGUUCGUAUCGCGCCGCGUCAGUCUCUAUGGUCGCAAUGCCCGCUUUCGCGGGAAAAGCGCUUUCAGCCGGGUGCCUUAAUCUCCCGAACAAAGCUGCGUCUCCGUCAAGCCAGCUUCGCAAUGCAAGCCACGCCUCGAGUUACGCUGGCAUCAGGAAAAUCAAAUCCGAGAACAGAAGUCGCCGCAUUUCACGGAAACCCCUCUCUGAUUUGAGUGUUUCGUGCGUGCAUGUCUCCAGCUCUCGCAGCGUCCCCGCAGCGGUCGAUGGCGGCAGCUCACGUCAAAACCGACGGCGACCUCGGGAUUGCCUAGCAGCAGCAGCAGCCGUCGGAUCGAAUGAAUCAAACAGCGAUCGUACGGACACGGUGCAUUCGAGCAGGCGGCUAGAUGAGGAUCCCGUGGCGACUGCAGCGCCCGAGGCAAGUGACAGGCCCGCUGACGUGGCAGUGGAUGCUCACGAGGCAGAAGCUGACAUGGCAGCUGCGUCGGAGCCGGAUGGACGAGCUGGGACAGCAGCAGCAGCAGCAGAAGCAGCAGCCGUGGCAGCCAUUGCUUCUGAAUCAAGAAGUGUGCCUGAAAGAGCCGCAGCAGCGCCAGAAUCAGCUCCAGCAUCAACGCCAGCAUCAACGCCAGCACCAGCAGCAGCGCCAGCGUCGGCAGCAGUGGUGGCAGUGCCGGUGCUGCUGUCACUGCUGGCGCUGUCACUCGUGCUGUGCAACGCCGACCGAGUCAUCAUGUCCGUUGCUAUCCUUCCGCUCUCCGCAUCCAACGGCUGGCCGCCUAGCGUCGCUGGGAUUGUGCAGUCGUCGUUCCUCUGGGGCUAUCUCAUCACGCCCAUCAUCGGCGGGUCGCUCGCCGACCGAUACGGCGGCCACCCGGUGCUGGCAGCAGGGCUGGCGCUCUGGUCGCUGGCCACACUCCUGACGCCCACUGCUGCCGCCCAUUCCCUAUUUGCACUGGUGUCCGUGCGAGCCGUGAUGGGGCUGGGCGAGGGGGUCGCGCUCCCCUGCAUGAACCACAUGGUCUCACGCCACGUGCCAGACCACAGGAGAGCAUGGGCCACAGGGAUCUGUUUCGCUGGUUUCCACCUGGGCAGCAUGCUGGGGCUGCUCUCAGCGCCGUCGCUAAUGUCCCUGCCUGCCCUGGGGGUCACCGGGCCCUUCCUCAUCUUCGGCGCCUUGGGGCUGCUCUGGCUCGCGCUCUGGCUGCUGCUUGUGCCUGGAGGCUCGAGUGCGGCUCGUGCAUCUAGUGCUCCGAGUGACCGGCAGCCAGGUGGGGAGGGGCAGGGUGCGAAGGACAAGGCAUUAAAGCAGCAGGAAGUGAAGCAGCAUGGUGGUAUGACGCCAGCCAUGCGGACUGGGUCGCGUGUGACGGUGCGGCAGCUGCUAUCGCACCCGGCGUCGUGGGCCAUCAUCAUUGCCAACACCGUCAACAACUGGGGCUACUUCAUUCUCCUCUCUUGGAUGCCGCUCUACUUCAACCAGGUCCUACACACCGACAUCCGCCAGGCAGCUUGGUUCAGUGCAGGGCCGUGGGCCGUGAUGGCAGGGAUGGGACUGGGUGCAGCUGCGCUGGCGGACUGGAUGGAGGGGAAGAGAGGGAUGAGCCGCACUGCUGUGCGCAAAGUUAUGCAGGCCACCGGUUUCCUGGGCCCUGCCGCGUCUCUCCUCCUCCUCGCGCGCAUGCCCUCUGCGCCCCUCGCUGCGCUCUGCCUCACUGCAGCCCUUGGUCUCAGCGCCUUCAGCCAGGCUGGAUUCCUGCUGAACCACAAGGACAUAGCACCGCGCCACGUGGGUCUUUUGCACGGCCUUUCCAACACAGCGGGCACGCUGGCCGGCAUCGCCAGCACGGUGGCAACGGGCUUCAUGGUGGAGAGGCUGGGGUCCUUCCAUGCGGUGCUCGCCAUCACUGCCGCGCUCUAUGUGCUUGCCAGUGCCUACUGGCUCGUGUUUGCCACUGCUGAUGUGGUCUUCCCAUAAAACCCCGGCUCUGCGAACAUGUGAAUUGCCACCGCCACCGCCACGGCUUGCUCCUGAUCAAGCGGCUGUGGCUCUUUGGCUUCAUGGGGGAAAGGCUGGCCAGGGACCUCCUUUCUGCUGCGCUGUCCUCCUCGCCAUCACAGCCGCGCUCCAUGUGCUCACCAGUGCCUUCAGGCUCGCCGCUGCACAGGUGGUCUCCCACAAAGGCUUUUGGAGUGGAGGCCAGGGUGCUUCCGCGCUGGCAGAUGAGGGCUUUAUGAGGGUGAUUACAGCAUCUCUCUCCCGCGUCGCAUGGGUAGCAAGCAGUGUAUAACGAGCACAUUACACGGAUAAGGACAAUCAUGCGUAUUAAGUCCAGGGGGGCAUACGCUGAUAACGUAGAAACGAAUGAUUACAAGAGGUGGAAACCUAGAACAAAUACUAGUUGGUUGUACUCACUAGAAGCAUACCUCAGUCUAGCCUAUAACUUCU
Molecule: messenger RNA, 2513 nt
Organism: Closterium sp. NIES-67
Lineage: Eukaryota; Viridiplantae; Streptophyta; Zygnematophyceae; Desmidiales; Closteriaceae
Source: the annotation of a GenBank genome assembly